CCUUCAUCUGCCAAAGAUCUCCUCGUCCCCAUCUUCUUUUUUUUUCCUGUGCUCAUCUCCCAGGUGCCCUGAAUCUUAGCUGUAUUCGUCUUUCUCUUCGGGCUUCUUCUUCAAGCAAUUUUCCAACAGCCUAUACCCACCACCCAAGAUGGCUGCUCCCGCCCACAAGUUCAAGGUCGCCGACCUCUCGCUGGCCGCCUUCGGCCGCAAGGAGAUUGAGCUGGCCGAGAACGAGAUGCCCGGUCUGAUGCAGACGCGUGAGAAGUACGCUACCGACCAGCCGCUCAAGGGCGCCCGCAUCGCCGGCUGCCUGCACAUGACGAUCCAGACGGCUGUGCUGAUCGAGACGCUGGUCGCUCUCGGCGCCGAGGUCACCUGGACCUCGUGCAACAUCUUCUCCACCCAGGACCAUGCCGCCGCCGCCAUUGCUGCCGCCGGUGUUCCCGUCUUCGCCUGGAAGGGCGAGUCCGAGGAGGAGUACAACUGGUGUCUGGAGCAGCAGCUGCUGGCCUUCAAGGACGGCCAGAAGCUGAACCUGAUCCUCGACGACGGCGGUGACCUGACCCACCUCGUCCACGACAAGUACCCCGAGAUGCUCAAGGGCUGCUACGGCGUGUCCGAGGAGACCACCACUGGCGUCCACCACCUGUACAAGAUGCUCAAGGAGGGCAAGCUGCUGGUCCCGGCCAUCAACGUCAACGACUCGGUCACCAAGUCCAAGUUUGACAACCUGUACGGCUGCCGCGAGUCGCUUGUCGACGGCAUCAAGCGUGCGACCGACGUCAUGGUUGCUGGCAAGAUCGCCGUCGUUGCCGGCUACGGCGACGUCGGCAAGGGCUGCGCCCAGGCCCUGCACUCGAUGGGUGCCCGCGUCCUCGUGACCGAGAUUGACCCCAUCAACGCCCUCCAGGCUGCCAUGGCCGGUUACCAGGUCACCACCAUGGAGAAGGCUGCCUCUGUUGGUCAGAUCUUCGUCACCACCACUGGCUGCCGUGACAUCCUGGUCGGCAAGCACUUCGAGGCCAUGCCCAACGACGCCAUUGUAUGCAACAUUGGUCACUUCGACAUUGAGAUUGACGUUGCCUGGCUCAAGGCCAACGCCAAGAGCGUGUCCAACAUCAAGCCCCAGGUCGACCGCUACCUGCUCGCCAACGGCCGUCACAUCAUCCUCCUCGCCGAGGGCCGCCUUGUCAACCUCGGCUGCGCCACCGGCCACUCGUCCUUCGUCAUGUCGUGCUCCUUCACCAACCAGGUGCUGGCCCAGAUCAUGCUGUACAAGAACAGCGACGCCGCCUUCUCCCAGAAGUACGUCGAGUUCGCCAAGUCGGGCAAGCUCGAGAACAAGGUCUACGUCCUGCCCAAGAUCCUGGACGAGGAGGUCGCCAAGCUGCACCUGGCCCACUGCAACGUUGAGCUCUCGACCCUCACGCCCGUCCAGGCCGAGUACCUCAGCCUGCCGGCCGAGGGCCCCUACAAGCCCGACCACUACCGCUACUAAGUGCGCACCUAAUAUCCCCCUGUCGUGCUCGGCCGCGAUGGGGGCUUUUCUUACACGUAUCUUGGUUGCUGCGUGACUGGAACCCUUCAACUGGGUUCUGGCUUGGGCUUUUAUCGUCGACACCAAAGCACAACGGAUUUUCAACACAACAUUGCAUGACUAAAGGAGCAUUGGCUUUAUGGUAAACUGGGGAAAACACCUUGGCAAAGGGGACAGGGUUCUGGGAGAUCUGGGCAUGGCAACUGAACCAUAUUUUCAACAAAAGUUCGGCGUUGGCAGCAGUUUGAUGAUACCUGUCUUUAUUUGACCUGAAGACGACUUUUUCGAGAAUUGAACCCCAGAACUGGCUUUUAACAUGCCAGAGCCUGAUGGCACACAUAUUGGUUUCUGAUGGUAUCUGAUUGUUUGCCCGUCCUAUGAUGACGCUGCUAGGGCUUUGUGUUUUUGAUGGCCUAGCUGCCACGUGAACUCGAUGUUGAG
Messenger RNA from Gaeumannomyces tritici R3-111a-1, 1978 nucleotides. Its product is annotated as adenosylhomocysteinase. Gene Ontology annotation, molecular function: adenosylhomocysteinase activity. Lineage: Eukaryota; Fungi; Ascomycota; Sordariomycetes; Magnaporthales; Magnaporthaceae. The transcript has 4 exons. Gene Ontology annotation, biological process: L-methionine cycle. The record is from RefSeq and is a predicted model, not a curated record. Gene Ontology annotation, cellular component: cytosol. The coding region runs from base 149 to 1498 and encodes 449 amino acids.